This is a messenger RNA of Plasmodium coatneyi, 2517 nucleotides long. Its product is annotated as Glycyl-tRNA synthetase. Bases 1 to 2517 code for a protein of 838 amino acids. Lineage: Eukaryota; Apicomplexa; Aconoidasida; Haemosporida; Plasmodiidae. Gene Ontology annotation, cellular component: cytoplasm; mitochondrion. Gene Ontology annotation, biological process: mitochondrial glycyl-tRNA aminoacylation. The transcript has a single exon. Gene Ontology annotation, molecular function: ATP binding; glycine-tRNA ligase activity. The record is from RefSeq and is a predicted model, not a curated record.
AUGAGACUGUUGGGGACGUUGCUCAUUUUGGUGCCCCUGCAAGUGAAGGCGCGCAGUGACGUUCUUAGCAGAGUGAACUCCAAACUGCCCAAGGUAACCCUCAGCACCGUUUGCGCGAAUAGGCAUAACAAGGCCACGUAUAUCAUACAUAGGCCAAUACCCAGGGAGAGUAAAAGGAGGUACUACUCCUUUGUAAGCAGAAGGGUGAGUGCCCACCCAAGGAGCGCUGCUUUUAGAAGCAUGAAACAAAGCCACGUUGAAGCAAGCGGCUCAGCCGCUGGGGAAACGAUCCGCAUAGAGGAGCAAAUAGAAAGGUGCAGCCAGGAAAUAUCAACCCUUGUCGAGAGGAAUGAAUGCAUCCAAGGAAUAGACGAUGAGGAGAUGAAAAAGGAACACGCUGCGAAUGAGAAAUCCCUGCAAGAGAAGAAACGAAAGUUAAAACUUUUGUAUGGUGUCCCAAGUGAGCCACUAAAUUUAGUGAAUAACAGAACCAAGGUAGAUAACUUAGCCAAAAGGAAGCUCUUUUACACCAACUCUUUUGAAAUCUAUGGAGGUUCCUCAGGGUUAAUUGAUUACGGUCCAUCUGGCUGUCUUCUAAAAUCAGAACUGGAGACCCUCUGGAGGUACCAUUUCAUUUUUUACGAUGAGAUGCUCGAAAUCUGCGGAACGUGCAUAACCCCCUACAACGUUUUGAAGACCUCUGGACAUGUGGACCGGUUCACAGACCUUAUGAUCAGGGAUGCCGUCACGGGGGAUUUCUACAGAGCGGAUAAAUACAUCGCAGAGUACUUAACAAGUAAGGUAGAGGAGGCGAAGAAGAAGAAACAGGAAAACAAUACGGCGAAGAGAACAGAGGGGGAUGACGGGUCCAUGGAUAAAAGGGAUAACAAACUCGAGCAGGACAGCCAAAUGGAUGACCCCGAAAAAAUGAUGGCGAUCGUGAGGAGGCUAGACGGAAUGAAUGAGCAAGAAAUAAAAGACGUCAUCAAGCAGUACGAUAUAAAGUCCCCUGCUAAGAAUGACUUCGUAGGUCCCUUCCCCUUCAACCUCAUGUUUCAGACGAGGAUUGGCCCGAAGGAAGACGUAGAAAAUAACCCCGCCCAGAGGGGAAAAUCAAAUGAGUCAUCCACACAUGUGGACGCAAACAGUUUGAACAGCGUUGCAUUUCUUAGACCAGAAACUGCGCAAGGAAUUUUUGUAAAUUUUAAAAAGUUGCUAGAGUAUAAUGGAGGGAAGAUGCCCUUCGCAGGGGCGCAAAUCGGACUGGGUUUUCGAAACGAAAUAUCUCCAAGGAAUGGUCUCCUACGUGUACGUGAAUUUGAAAUGGCUGAAAUUGAGUACUUUGUAAACCCGGAAAAGAAAUGCCAUGAAAAAUACCACCUGUUUAAGCAUUUAAUUCUGCCCCUGUAUCCACGAGAGGAGCAGCUCGCCAGUGGAGAACACAGCCAUGUAGUCUACAUGGAGAUAGAAGAAGCAGUCACCAAGGGUAUUAUUGCAAAUGAGGCGCUAGCGUACUUCCUAGCAAGGACCUAUUUAUUCCUCCUAAAAUGCGGUAUUAACAAGGAUGGUCUACGAUUUAGACAACACUUACCCACUGAGAUGGCUCACUAUGCGAAUGACUGUUGGGACGCAGAAAUUUUAACAUCCUACGGUUUUAUCGAAGUGGUGGGACAUGCAGACAGAUCUGCAUACGAUUUGAAGAAUCACAUGAAGGUAACGGGGGCAAACUUAUAUGCCUGUGAGAAGUAUGAUACCCCCGUGGAGGAAGAGCAUAUAAAAAUUUCUCCAAAUAAGGCAAAGAUAGGAAUGAAGUUUAAAAGCCAACAAAAUGCCAUCUACCAAUGGCUGAAUGAGAGGACAAAGGAAGAACUAUUAUCCAUCGAUGAGGAGUUGAACAGGAACAACUCCUACGUUGUGGAAAUAAACGUCAGUGGUGCUUCCUCCUCUCCUAUGUCAUUCGAAUUAACCAGAGAUAUGAUCAAGUUUGAUAAAUGUAAAAAGAAAGUACAGGAAAGGAAUUUCAUUCCCAAUGUGAUUGAACCUUCGUUUGGGAUUGGUCGACUCAUUUUUUGCAUUAUUGAGCAUUCAUUUAGGACCCGCACCUUCACAGAUGACAAGGAGGAGAGACAAUACUUGUCUCUGCCCUAUGCACUGGCACCGAUUAAAUGCUCCGUGCUAACCAUAUCGAACAAUAAAACGUUCGUUCCGUUCGUGAAGCAGGUUCAAAUGAUCCUAAAUGAGUUCAGCAUUUCCUCCAAAAUUGAUAACUCCAGUGUCUCCAUUGGAAAGAAGUACGCUCGGACAGACGAAAUUGGCAUCCCCUUUGCAGUCACCAUCGACUUCCAGACGCUGAAGGAUAAGACGGUCACACUGCGGGAGAGGGACUCCAUGCUGCAGGUCAGGAUUGGCUUGUCAGAUUUGGUCGAAAUUGUGACUUCCCUGCUUCGCCAGAAGAAGACCUGGGCCGAUUACGUUGCUCAGUACGGCCUCUUCACGCAGCAGAAUUUGGACCCCUAG